Molecule: messenger RNA, 1972 nt
Organism: Heterobasidion irregulare TC 32-1
Lineage: Eukaryota; Fungi; Basidiomycota; Agaricomycetes; Russulales; Bondarzewiaceae
Exons: 3
Coding region: 68-1537 (489 amino acids)
Biological process (GO): regulation of Ras protein signal transduction; mitotic spindle orientation checkpoint signaling
Cellular component (GO): SIN/MEN two-component GAP complex; mitotic spindle pole body
Molecular function (GO): GTPase activator activity
Source: RefSeq, a predicted model, not a curated record
GUCGCAUACGGGCCUCAACCCACCCGUUCAGCCUACGACACAGCGGGCGCUCACACGCAAAGCAUCGAUGGGUGCACUCAUGGGGUCAAAUCAAGCCCAGGCAUCAGGCUCUGGGUCGACAUCCAAUGCAGCAGCUCCUAACAGUGGCUCACGCUAUGAAGCCCCGACUGCGGCGUCGCGUGCGAAGAACUCGCACACGCAUUCGACAAGUCGGAUACAUGGACUGGAGCGGUACGACGUGCCGCCUACACGCCCCUCUACCCCAAACCCAAACCCGGCCGCGCUGCGCCUCACGAUGCCAACGUCCUCUGCUCGUCUCAAGACUCGACCACUCAUAUCGAACGUCUUUCCUUCGUCGCCAUCCUCCUCUACCUCGUCUUCCAUACCACCACGAGCCAGGUCCCCUAUGCCCCCACGCCCGCCUUCUUCCGCAUCGAUACGUUCGAGGUCAUCUGCGGUGACCAGCCCACCACCGCACACGGGUCCAAAGGUGCUUCGAAAACCAAAACGCCAGCGGAUGUAUGGGGAUGGCACUGAACUGGACGCGUUCGAGGACCUUCCGACCGAUCGCGACAAGGAGAGCCGCUAUCGGGUGCAGCCAAAGGGCUUCGGAAAUCGGGUCCCGGGCGCUAUGUACCCGUCCAAGGGAUCCGACGGCAAGGACUGGGGCAAGGGGAUCAUGCGGAAAAAGCCGCUUCGCGAUGGCUCGGGCAGUGGUUCGGACGUCUCGCGAGCCGCCGAGCCACGGACCUUGAAGCGCACCGGCCGGAUCGACUUCCCCUCGAGGUCCGGGACCCUUGACUCUACGUCAUCAAAGCGGAUCAAAGCCCCUCCUUCACCCAAUCAGACCCGGCGAAAACCCACCUUGAUCCGGAACCUUGGCGGUGCCACCGCCCCGAAAGUGGUUGGGGAGAUGAAGUGGAACCCGCAGACUCUUCGAUGGGAGGGCAAUGACCAGGCACUCCGUGACUUCGACGCGGCCAUCGGCACCUCGACACGGCCUGCCCUCAUAACACACCUCACAGGUUCCUCAGUCGGGUCCCCUGUGAGUUCAUUUGCAUCCGGCGCGCGUCGGGUGGGCAACAUGAUCUUCGAUCCCAACCGCAUGUGCUGGAUAUCCACACUACCACCUGAAGAAGAUGAGCCGGAUGUCUUCGCCGAUCUCGCAGACGACGAGGAAGACGGCUGGGAGGCCAACGGCGGGACCAUCCGCGCUGCGCAGCAGCAACAAAACCCCACAGCCUCUGGUCCAGCCGACAUCAGCAAAAGAUCGGCGGCCAAUCCCUCAGGUCCUCCAAGUCCGACUAGGAGCACGAGGAGUCACGAUCGGAGCCCGUCCGAGUCUGGCAGCGACCGCGGGUCGCGCGCGUCGAUGGUGUGCGACGUGGAUGACACCUUUUUGGACGCGUGCCGACAGGCAGAAGAGCGCCAUCGUACAGAAAUGAAAGGCUGGAAGAUGAAGCAAGACAACGCGUCUGCUGGCACCGACCGCCAAUAUCUUUUUGACAUUCGCGCCCUAGCGACGGGUGACUACUAAAUGUUUCCUUGUUUUUAUCGUUUUGUCUCAUCUCUUUUUUCUUCUCACUCAUCUCUCCGUCUCUCUCUGUGUCUGUUAGAGCGACCCCUUCGUCUCGCUUAUGCAUGAUGGCCGUCAUCAUUACUACUACUACUACUACUCCUACUCUAGUGCGUUUCUAUUCAUUUCAUUUCUUGUUAACCCCCUUUUUGUCCUUUUAAUGGUGGACGAAGACAUAGGACGCUUCUUCGAACCCACUUCCCCCUCCAUCCCCAUUUGUCCCCCUAAUCGCCCCCUCUUUGCUUUGCACUUCUCGCUGCAGCCUUUUCUUUUUAUCCUCUUCUUUUUCUUUACGAUGUUGAUGAUAACGUCACCGACCACGCACGCUCCUUGCCCGUUUGUUUUUCGAUUUGUAUGUCGCAGGAUCAUAUGGAAAAACAUGGCAGACUCUCUAUC